UUUCUCUAAAGAUAAAUGGAGGCACAAUUUGACAUGCCCAUGGACAAGAAGGCGACCAUGAAAAAGAAGGCUGCGGGCGGAAGCGGAUGUAGCCACAUCAGCGCGCCCAAAGCUGCCGCGUCCAAUUGUAGGAGCAGCAACAGCGGCAAUUGUGUUGACUCUGUCCCCGCUGCUGCUGCCAGCCAGAGCGCCCCAAGUGUGAAGCAGCUCGGCGUGGCCAGCAACGCCGUCAUGGACGAGGCUGAGGAUGAUGAGGAGGAGUCCAAGUUUCAGCAUCCGUGGCUGCGCCGAGUUGGGGGGAGCAGCAGUAGCGGUGGUGGUGGAGGCGGAGGAGGUAGUAUCAGAAUGAAGAACUUUAAGCCAGGAGGGGGAGCCGUGGCCACGGCUACCAGAAAUAACUCUACAAACAACGAGCCCAGCCUACUGCAAGCGGAGGACGCGCCUGCUGCCACUGAGCCCACUGUAGCAUCCAAAGUGAUUGAUACCGCAACGUGUCUGGGAGAUAAUGCCGGGCGCGGCGAGACCAACAGAGUGGCAGGGGCGGAGACGUCUGGAGCAGCCAUCACACUAGAGGUUUUAAACGCGGCAGCAGGUGAUGGUUGCAAUAGCACCGCUCCAAUUUCAAGAAUGAAAUGCAACAAAAACGGAGAAUGCAGGAGGGACUCCGGGACCGGGAGCCUGCGCUCGAUCAUCUCCAACAAGACUGCCGGGGCGGGGAGGGCCGAAGACGGAGGGACCCUUAGGCGUGGUGCCUGUAACUCAGCCAGGGCCAGCAUGGAUGGCUCCAUGACAAGCUCCAUCACGCAGGGCCACGGGGAAGUUGGCGCAAACCCCGGCAUCACCCCGGUUUCCACCGGCGUCCCCGAGAAAAAAGACUCCAGGGUGUCCUUCUCCAACGCGCCGAGCAGGAAAGCCUCCUCAUCGCUGCACGGCUCGACCCAGACCCAGACGACCCAGCAGCCCAGGAAUUCUGUCACCUUCCAGAAGCCCGAGGAGGGACCCCAGAUCCAGACCGAGGAUGCCGAGGCUGACGGAAGCACCUUCAUGCAGCGACAAUUCAGUGCCAUGCUGCAACCUGGAGUUAACAAAUUCUCCUUACGUAUGUAUGGGAGUCAAAAGGCGGUGGAGAGGGAGCAAGAGCGGGUUAAAUCAGCGGGCAAUUGGAUUAUCCACCCCUACAGUGAUUUCAGGUUCUACUGGGAUUUCACAAUGCUUCUCUUCAUGGUGGGUAACCUGAUCAUCAUCCCGGUGGGCAUCACCUUCUUCAACGACGGGACAACCACCCCUUGGAUCAUCUUCAACGUCAUCUCCGACACCUUCUUCCUCAUGGACCUGGUCCUCAACUUCCGCACAGGCAUCAUCAUCGAGGACAACUCCGACAUCAUCCUGGACCCCAAGACCAUCAAGAAGACGUACCUGAAGACCUGGUUCAUCGUGGACUUUGUCUCCUCCAUCCCCGUGGAUUAUAUCUUCCUGAUCGUGGAGAAGGGGAUCGACUCUGAGAUGUAUAAGACGGCCAGGGCCCUGAGGAUCGUACGAUUCACUAAGAUCCUUAGCCUACUGAGGCUGCUGAGGUUGUCCCGGCUCAUCCGCUACAUCCACCAGUGGGAAGAGAUCUUCCAUAUGACCUAUGACCUGGCCAGUGCGGUGAUGCGUAUCUUCAACCUGAUUGGUAUGAUGCUGCUGCUGUGUCACUGGGAUGGCUGUCUACAGUUCCUGGUUCCCAUGCUGCAGGACUUCCCCUCAGACUGCUGGGUCUCCCUCAACAAGAUGGUGAAUGACACCUGGUCGGAGCUAUAUUCGUUUGCAGUGUUCAAGGCGAUGAGCCACAUGCUGUGUAUCGGCUACGGUCGGCAGGCCCCGGAGAGCCUGUCUGAUAUCUGGCUCACCAUGCUCAGUAUGAUCGUCGGGGCCACCUGCUAUGCUGUGUUCAUAGGCCAUGCCACAGCACUCAUCCAGUCCCUGGACUCGUCCCGACGACAGUACCAGGAGAAGUACAAACAAGUGGAGCAGUAUAUGUCCUUCCACAAGCUGCCGUCCGACUUCCGACAGAAAAUCCAUGAUUAUUACGAGCACCGGUACCAGGGGAAGAUGUUUGAUGAAGAGAGCAUCCUGGAAGAGCUGAAUGAACCACUCAGAGAGGAAAUUGUCAAUUUCAACUGCCGUAAACUGGUGGCAUCCAUGCCACUGUUCGCCAACGCAGAGCCCAACUUUGUGACAGCCAUGUUGAUCAUGCUCCGCUUCGAGGUCUUCCAGCCCCGUGAUUACAUCAUCAGAGAGGGCACCAUCGGCAAGAAAAUGUACUUUAUCCAGCACGGAGUCUGUAAUGUCAUCACUAAGGGAACCCUGGGAAUGAAGCUCUCUGAUGGCUCCUACUUUGGAGAGAUCUGUUUGCUGACACGUGGUCGGCGUACUGCCAGUGUUAGAGCGGAGACGUACUGUCGUCUCUACUCCCUGUCUGUGGACAACUUCAAUGAGGUUCUGGAGGAGUACCCCAUGAUGAGACGGGCCUUCGAGACAGUGGCCAUCGACCGACUGGACCGCAUAGGCAAGAAGAACACCAUUCUGAUGCACAAAGUGCAGCACGACCUCAACUCCGGCGUCUUCAACAACCAUGAGAAUGAGAUGAUCCAGGAGAUUGUCAAGUACGACCGUGAGAUGGUCAAACUGGUGGACCUCCAGAGACCCCGCACCAUGUCCAUGACUUCCUCCGCCCCCGGGGGCAUGUUCUCCCCUGCAGGUCCUUCCGGGGCUGGGGCCCUCGCUAGCCUCCAGCAGGCUGUGGCCAUGAGCUUCUGCCCCCAGGGGAUGGGGCCGAUGGGGGGAAUGGGGAUGCCGGGGAUGGGGCUGAUGGGUAUGCCGAUGGGUAUGGGGACUGGGCCGAUGGGGCCAGGUCCGAUGGGGCUUGGGAUGGCGUCUGGUUCGGGGUCAGGGACGCUGCAGUCCCCCCGCAUGUUGCGGAGGUUCCAGGUGGUCCAUAGCCUGUCCCAAAGCCCAGUCUCCGCAUCCCCUCUCCAGUCCCAGCCACCCCAGAUGGCUCAUGCAACAGGGGCGUUUGGGUCGGCUAUCUCCAGCCCACCAGUCCAGAGCCCUCUGACGCACCAGGGACGGACAUUCCAGUACAUGGGAGGAGCAGGGCCCUCUGGGUCUCAGCUGUCCCUGGUGCAGCACCACGUUCCCAGUCCCACGCACACCAUCCAGAGGCCCUCCUCGCACAAGAGCACCCACUCCCUCCACUCGGGCACUCUGAGCCAAGACGCCCGUGCCCUCUCCUCCUCCCAGCUCUCCCUCCCUCAGGAAGGAACCCCUGUCGUCGCCCUCAGCCCUCCCCAAUCAACCCACCCAUCCACCCAUGCCUCCUCUACCUCCAUCGGCCCUCCUCAGCCCACUCACCCUAGCCAGCCGGGGCCCUCCGGGGUGGGGGUCCAGGUUGAGGGAAGACCCACGGGAGCACCACAGCGUGUGGCUUUCGCCUCUACUCCUCCCCCAGGAGCACCCGGGAUGGGGGCGGCUGUGGCGGCAGCUGAGUCGGGGAUCCCGGACUCUGGGGUUCCUAACAAGGAUUUGAUCGAUAGCCUACCGGAGUUAGACUCGGCCCGGAGCCGGCUGUCUUCUAACUUGUGACCCUAUGAGAGGUGCAGGAUAGAGGCCUUUACGUAGGUGAAUCUAAACCUCUGUCUGAAUGACCUGACUGGUUUGCUUCCUAACCGACAUGGCUGGCAGAAUACGGGCCACAUCGUCAGUCAUUCAUACAGAAUGUCUUAUGUGUCGGUCAGAGUCAACAAAGAGGAAAGAGGAACUCUGUGACUAGUGUGAUUCAGAGUCUAAACAAUUAAACUAGUUUAACAAAGGUAAGACUGGACUGUUCUACUGUGCCAGCACCUUUAUUCUUAGUAGCACCCCUUACAUUCUGCUUCCAAACACCUAUAUUGCUGACUUUUACUGUAAAGAUAUCGAGAAAGAAGCUGUUGCAUACCGUGUAGAAUCCAUACACCGUAAUCUAGCAGGAGCUGGACUUAAAAACGAAAAAUCAGGGACUUGAAUCAAAGGACAAUGAUGACAUUCUACGCUUUCAGAACGUGUUUUUGGGUGUCCUUUUUUUCUGUAUACGCUGUUGUAGCAAAAAUAAAUACAUUGCUCUUCACAUUGUUUAAAAUAGUGUUUUAGACCGCUGGUCGAUCUUACAUCGAUAUGUAAAUAGUUGAAAUAGUAAAAAAAAAAUGACCGAAAGAUAGUAUCUUCAUUGUAUCUAUUCUAAACCAAAGUUGAGCUUGAACACGAAGUUUGGUUGUGUCUGUAUCAACUAAAAAUGAGAUCCAGAAGAAAAUGCCAUUUAUUUAACUGCCUUGAUUCCAAGUUUAGAAGCCAUAUAUUUGGUUUGUGUGGGUGUGUGUAUAUAUAUAUAUGUGUGUGUGUGUGUGUGUGUGUGUGUGUGUGUGUGUGUGUGUGUGUGUGUGUGUGUGUGUGUGUGUGUGUGUGUGUGUGUGUGUGUGUGUGUGUGUGUGUGUGUGUGUGUGUGUGUGUGAGAGAGAGUUGGUAUGCAUGCUUUUGGUUCCAUUCUGUUUUUCCAAGAGAGCUGACAUGUGUACUCAUAUCUUUACACUGCUUUGUCAGGCAUGGUUGGUUGGAUUUGCUGGCAAUGGCACAGGCAAUAUUUCCCAGCUUCUCUGUUCAGCUAAAUGUGUCUGGGAAGAUAUCCACUUGUCAUGUUGGAACAUGUCGUGACACUGGAGGCAAAAGUGGUGGUAAAUUGUCUGCGCUUUAUCAAAAAGAACCAUUUCAAACAACCCACACUGUAUACUUGCUUGUUUUCGUCCAGGUUUAUUGAUUAAUACAUGCAAUAUAAUUCUGCAAUACUCUUACCCCGCGUAUAUGUAUAUACACUAAUUUUCCAGUACAUUAGGUACACCACCCUGUUCAAGAAAAUGGUUCGCUCCUACAGACAGUGAGUCACGUGGCCUUGUUAUAUAAAGCAGGCAGACAGCCAUCGAGGCAUUCAGUUACUGUUUGAUUGAAUGUUAAAAUAGGCAACACAAGUUACCUAAGCUACCUUGAGCAUGGCUUUUCAUGCACGGCAGUGUCCAGGGUUUACCGAGAAUGGUCUGACAAAUAAAAACCAUCCAGUCAGCGGCAGUCCUGUGGGCAAAAACAGCUCUUUGAUGAGAGGUCGAAGGAGAAUGGCAAGAAUCGUGCAAGCUAACAGGCGGGCCACAAACAGGCAUAUAGCAGUGCAGUACAACAGUGGUGUGCAGAACGGCCUCUCGGAACGCACAACUCGUCGGUCCUUGUCGCGGAUGGGCUUAUUGCAGCAGACGACCACGCCGGGUUCCAGUCCUAUCAGCUAAAAACAGUGGACAUGCGACCACCAACACUGGACAAUAUUGAGGACUGGAAAAACAUUGCCUGGUCCGACGAAUCCUGUUGCGUCAUGCUGAUAGCAGAGUCAGGGUUUGGCUAAGCAGCAUAAAUCCAUGGCCUCAUCUUGCCUAGCGUCAAUGGUACAGGCGGGUGGCAGUGGUGUAAUGGAGAGGGGAAUUUUUUCCUGGCACAUGUUAGGUCGCUUGAUACCAAUUGAGCAAUGUUUUCUUGCACUGAAGAAUUCAGGCUGUCCUGGAGGCAAAACGGGGUCUGACCCUGUACUAAAUGGGUGUACCAAAUCAACUGGCCAUAUACAGUACCAGUCAAAAUUUUGGACACACCCACUCAUUAAAAGGUUUUUCUUUAUUUUUACUAUUUUCUACAUUUUAGAAUAAUAGUGAAGACAUCGACAGUAUGAAAAUCAACUAGAAUAACUACAGAGACCAUCGUGUAUUACCUAAAUACUCAUCAUAAAACAUUUAUGAAAAAUACACAGUGUACAGCAAAUGAAAGACACAGAUCUUGUGAAUCCAGCCAAUAUUUCAGAUUUUCUAAGUGUUUUACAGCGAAAACACAAUAUAGCGUUAUAUUAGCUUACCACAAUAGCAAACAUCACAACAGCAUUGAUUCAAGCCAAAAAUAGCGAUAACGUAUAAACCACCAAAAUAUAUUAAUUUUUUCACUGACCUGCUCAGAAUUCUUCAGAUGACAGUCCUAUAACAUCAUAUUACACAAUGCAUAUAGAGUUUGUUCGAAAAUGUGCAUAUUUAGCGGCACAAAUCGUGGUUAUACAAUGAGAAAAGUAGCCAAGCUCCCCAGAAAAUGUCGGCAGAAAUCUUUGGAGAGGCACCUAUUCUAAUCAAUAAAUAAUCAUAAACUUGACUAAAAAAUACAGGUUGGACAGCAAAUGAAAGACAAAUUAGUUCUUAAUGCAAUCGCUGUGUUACAUUUUUAAAAUUAACGUUACUACGCAUACAGCGUGCGCUAAAGCGAGACCGCACCGAAAUUCAUGGCGGAAUUAUUGUUUGAUAUUUGUCAACAUAAAUACGAAUUAACAACAUAAAGACUGCUUACUAUUUGCUGAGCUUCCAUCAGAAUCUUGGGCAAGGUGUCCUUUCUCCAGAACAAUCGUCUUUUGGUUGAAAGAUGUCCUCUUCUCCUGUAGAAAUAGCAGCUAACGCUAGCCAUCCACCUGAGAGGUGUCCAACUCGCGAUAGAGCAACACAAAGAAAUUCCAGAAAAUCGCAAUAAACUGAUAUAAACUGCUAUAAGUCGGUUAAAAUUAACUACCUUAUGAAGUUUUUAAGACAAAAAUCAAAUUAAACCAGAGCCGGAGAUAUAGAACUGCUAAAACCAAAGCUUUUCAGGACGCCAUUGUGAUGUCCCUCUUGCGCCAGGCGCCCCGUUGAAAAGAACGGUACUUCCGUUCCAUGAGCCUUUAUAGUGCCCCAGAUGGUGCAAUCCACUUCAUUCAAAUUCUCACCGCUUACUGACAUCUAGAGGAAGGCGUAUGCAGUGCAUGUAGCCCCAUAGCUUACAUGGGGACUUAUAAACUGACCCUAGAACAGGGACCUCGAUUUCAGAAAUCUCACUUCCUGACAGGAAAUGUGCUGCAGAAUGAGUUCUGUUUCACUCAGAGAAAUAAUUCAAACGGUUUUAGAAACUAGAGAGUGUUUUCUAUCCAAUAGUAAUAAUAAUAUGCAUAUUGUACAAGCAAGAAUUGAGUACGGGGCAGUUUAAUUUGGGAACGAAUUUUUACAAAGUCGAAAUGGCGCCCCCCUAUUGACAAAAGGUUUUAAUGUGUUAGCUGUGUUGUGACAAGGUAGAGGUGGUAUACAGAAGAUAGCCCUAUUUGGUAAAAGACCAAGUCCAUAUUAUGGCAAGAACAGCUCAAAUAAGCGAAGAGAAACGACAGUUCAUCAUUACUUUAAGACAUGAAGGUCGCAAAGACCAUCAAGCGCUAUGAUGAAACUAGCUCUCAUGAGGACCACCACAGGAAAGGAAGACCCAGAGUUACCUCUGCUGCAGAGGAUAUGUUCAUUAGAGUUACCAGCCUCAGGAAUAGCAGAUUCACAGAGUUCAAGUAACAUACACAUCGCAACAUCAACUGUUCAGAUGAGACUGCAUGAAUCAGGCCUUCAUGGUCGAAUUGCUGCAAAGAAAUUUGAGAUUUUUUUUUCCAACCGCCAUGUCUUUGUGAGACGCAGAGUAGGUGAACGGAUGAUCUCCGCAUGUGUGGUUAUAUUUGAUUUGCUUAACACUUUUUGGUUACUACAUGAUUCCAUAUGUGUUAUUUCAUAGUUUUGAUGUCUUCACUAUUAUUCUAUUAUGUAGAAAAUAGUAAAAAUAAAGAAAAACCCUUGAAUGAGUAGAUGUGUCCAAACUUUGGACAGGUACUGUAUACAUAUAUCUAGUGUAUAUGCUGUUUUUUUUACUGUGAAACCUUAAAGAAUCAGCAGCUGCCGUGGCUUCACUAGUUGAGAUAUUGUAGUCCAGCGACCAUAUUGUUACCUUAACCUAAAAUAUCAGAGGAAGUGAGUGGAUGUAGUUUUUUUGUGGAUCAAAUGAGGCAAACUGGUUUCAAACCUGUUCAAGGUCACCUGCGGAUUUCAGAAUGGAGUUAUGGAAAACAAGUCCACAAACUGUCACUUUAAAUUCAAUUUUAAAGUACUAUUGUACGUUGUAAAGCAAGACUAACUAAUCAACAGAAUGCAUGCCAAUGGGAAAUGGGGUGGGGCAGAGGAAAAAGAAAAGUAUAUCUUAACCUGUGUGAGUUUGGUGUUGUAUGUACAGUAUAUUGAGCAAGAGCAUCUCCUUCGAGUCCAAAACUCCACGAAUGUCUGUACGAUAAGAAUUUAUUCCUCAAUAAUUCCUCAAUUCAAGGAUGUGGCGAGUUGUGACUUUGAAGAUAAAUAUUUAAAUGAUUCUAACCCUGGUGUGCUUCAAGCCUUCUCUUGCUGAAUGUAUGCCAUAUGAGGGGGAAGACAGCUAAUCAGAAAUAAACUGCCAUGUAAAUACAAGGACCAAAAUUAUUACGGGUGACGAUACGAAGGGAGAUUUUGCUGAAUGUGUCGCUGAGUGUUUGUGUGAUGUUUCUUAGGUUUGAUGCUUCUCUCGUUUGGGUGAGUUCUGUAUGUAAACUGUAUGUUACCCUGUUCCCUGAUGAGAGAAUACACUUUUUAUUUAUUGGAUGUACUGUAGCAUAGAGAGUUGAAACCAUUUCCAGUUUGUCACUGAGAUCCAACCCUUUGGUUCAAAGCAACACAGCAAAGUUGAGUUCAGCAUUUAAGCACAUUGUGUCACAUUACGACGUUGUAAGCAAAGGGAAAAGCACUGCUUCAGUCUCUUAGAAUGAUCACAUCUGGUUAAAUAAAGGUUGAAUAAAAUGUAAAAAUGUGUAAAAAAAAUAACCUAAUAAUGUCUGUGGACAAAUCUGGGAGAAAUUUGUCAACUGACUCAAUGUGUAAAAAAAACUGGCUUUUGAAGCUUUGAACUUUAUCGAUCGAGAGCAAAGCUGUUAAUUCAUGAUGAUGGACAUUUCACUCAGGUUCGCUACCUUUCCGGAAAGAUAUAUCGUUUUAAUGAUACGUGAUUGGUUGACUAUUUAUUUGUUGUAGGUACAGUUUGUUUAUGUUCUUGUAAUCAACUUGUUUUCAUUUUGCAUCAAGUUGGCUUUGAAUUCUGAUUAAUUGCACAAAACACACAGGAUAUAGUAUAGUUUAAUAAGUUAUAUGUUGAAAUAGAAUGCAGAAGUUCUAAGCAAAGCCCUAUUGACACUUAUGUUUUGACUUACAGGUGUAGGAGGCCAUUUUAGAUAUUGAAAAAAUAACUAUGGAAAAGAAUAGUGAAUGUGAAUUUCCAAGGGCUUCACUAAUUUAUGUACAGGCUUCAUUUUCAUAUACAUUCUGGAUCAUUUGAUAACAAUAUGUAUCAUUCACAAGUGUAUUACAUAUAUUUUCAGUACAUUCUAAGCCACAUUUCAAAACCUUAUGCUUUAAGACUAUCAUUUUUUUAACUGUCAAGUCACAUAUUUUAAGUCAGACCAUAGUCCCCAACAUAUGAAUAUAGUGUUUUGUUUUCUCCCAUGGGAAAAAUGCAUGUCAAAAUGCCAAUAGAAUCAUGAAUGAGUUAAGUCCAAAUGAGUGAAUACCUGUGGAUGCUUCAAUGCGGUUUCAGUGCAAUCAAUUGGUCCUCUUACCUAAUCCUUGUAUGUGAUAAUACCAGAGUUUGCCCUAUAAAGCUGCUAUAAGGACUGUGCUGAUGUUAUUUGUCAGGAUUUGUGUCCACAGUCAGUGAAAGAGAGAGGGACAGAGAGAAAGAAAAAACACUGCUUUGUUCAGUCAAUAUCAUCUCUGUUUCAUUGCAAGAGUUCCCAUGCAUUCACCUCAGUGACCUCAGUGAAUUCACCUCAUUCACCUCAGUGAAUUUGGUUACCUUUUUCUUGAAGCCCUGGCAUCUGUUAUAUCAUGCACGAGACACUGUUUUGCAGGUUAAGUCAAAUGUUAUUUUGAAUUUAUUGUUACUUCGUUCUCCAUUAAAAAAAGAGACUUGCAAUGGAAUAAAAACUUGAUUCCCCGUGCAUGCUUGAAAUCGACUGACGAUUAUUCAGAGAUGAUUAUCUUAGUUUAAAAUCAAUUUUUUCCAUACCAGAUAUUAAGGGUACUGAAUAUCUUGGUAUUAAUGUCUUAGCAAAUCAGGGUGUUCUCUGUUUCUGUUUUGAGAAGUGUCUUCUUUGUUUGUUUGUUUGUUUUGUUGUUUUUGACCAUUUGCCCCAAAGCACAUGGACUGUAUAUACCCUGUGCCUAGUAUAUCUAGUUUCGCCAUAGUCUAUUUUUGUGGUAUGUACGUGCCUGUAAAAAUGCAAAUAUGUGUUUUUAUUUUCAACUUGCAAUAUAUGUACAAAUGUUAGAUAAAGAGUAGUACUGCUGAAUUAAAAUUACAAUGUCAGUAUAUAUAAUUUUCCCUGAUUUGGGAAACACAAAAUUGCACUUUUUGUUGGUUUGAGCCGUCAAACACCAUGUGCGCUGUACUCUGUACUCAUCUACUGUACGUGUGUUACACACAGAGUUGUGGGGGCACAUUGUUACAUUUUUACUACAAUCUGGUAUCACCAAAGCAUUUUGUACAAUGAGAGGGUGACCUCAAAGAGGCUUUUUGUGAAGUUUAUGCAGUCUAGAUAUCACCUCAGUCAACAUACAGUUUGUGUGGACAACUGAACUCAAAAUUGUCCCAAAAAAUCUAGAAUCAUUCAAUUGAAAAUUAACCCCCAAAAUGUAUAUCUGAAGACCAGGGGAGCAACAGCGGUGCAAAGCUGCUUGAAUCAUGGUCUUUAUGUCUGUCUGUUUGACAAAGCCAAUGCAUUUGCUUCUAACCUAAAGGAGACGUUUGGUUAAUAAUUCCUCGUGGGACCUUCAAACCUAGACAUUGCUGUGUGCCAACUACAAUGAUUUAAAACGUCCUCUAGUCUGACUAUUAUUAUACCUUAGUGUUGUAGAUACCGUAGCCUGCUUAUCUAAGCCUUCUCUCCGCUUCAGGACUCUCUGUAUAAUGUGUGUGAGUGUGUGUGUGUGUGUACCUGUGCCUUUCCUUCUACACUGUUGGUCCCACUUGAGAACACCAAGCUAGGUCUGCUAGCCCGCCUCAAGCAAAAACAGACACUGACGCAUUAGCAAUCUGAGUUGGCAUCUGAAAAAAAAAGCUGUUUAUUUUCGACAAAAUACAUUCCACUGCACUGUAGCCAGCGUUCCUAACAGUGGCUGUAGUAGAAAGGUUCUCAGAACUCAAGUAGAUACUAUAUUUCAGCCACUAUGGGUUGUAUCCUAUUCUGCCACUGAAAAGGUUGAUUUCUCAGAUCAUUGUCACUCAGUGUUUGUCGCCCCUAUAGAGGUUGUCGUAGAGCCAGCUUGUGUUUGGGUCUGUAAAGGUUAAAGUACUUUAACGCUUCACUGAACUCCAUACUGUACUCUGUCUGAGCUGAUAUCUAACGGUCCAAUCUCAAACUGACCCCUAACCCGUACUCCUACGUACUUCCUGUACUCUAUAUCUGCAAGGAGUGGAUAGGUUUACUCAAUGUGGUAAUAGCUCCACUUUGUUCUUUGAUAGGCUUGAUGGAACUUCCACCAUAAUAGUUCCACCUACCCAGUACUUUCAGAUGAACAUAAGUGCAUGGGGGUAGGAGGCCCUAAAGGUGUCUUUGGGACAGGUUACACAGCUGCCCUUCAGCUCAUCCAGAACACAGAGCCAGGCUCUGGUCUCUCAUUAAGCUGGUCUGUCGAUCAGUGGCAAUGUUGUUAAAUUGUCCCUAACCAAACGAUUCAGUGUUGUGCAAUAAAAAGAUGAGCGAAUUGGCAUA
Messenger RNA from Salvelinus fontinalis (brook trout), 11710 nucleotides. Its product is annotated as potassium/sodium hyperpolarization-activated cyclic nucleotide-gated channel 2-like. Gene Ontology annotation, biological process: potassium ion transport; transmembrane transport. The transcript has 8 exons. Bases 16 to 3624 code for a protein of 1202 amino acids. Gene Ontology annotation, molecular function: voltage-gated potassium channel activity. The record is from RefSeq and is a predicted model, not a curated record. Gene Ontology annotation, cellular component: membrane. NCBI's taxonomy places the organism in Eukaryota, Metazoa, Chordata, Actinopteri, Salmoniformes, Salmonidae.